UUAGGUGACAGAUCAGACAAUACAAUUGUUUUGUGAAUUGUUGGUAGCAGUUCCAGAGGUGUUGACUAAACCAAAGUUUACACUAUAUAUAUGCAAGCGAAUACAGUUUCCAGUUGGACGCAUUGUUCGGGCGUGUAGUUAGUAAAAGAAGGAUUAUCUGCCAUGCUGUCUGACGCAGAUUAUGGGAGCAAUGCGUCUGGUGGUCGGCAACGUGGGAAGAGGCGAGGGGCAACAGCAGAAUCCACGUCAGGAGACAGCCAGCCCCUGCGUGCCACGGGCAGGCAGACCAAUAUCAGGGUGCGGAGAUCGAACAACAACAACAACAGCAGCAACAACAAUCCCACGGGGCAGGCCAAGAGGAAGGCUACAGACACAGACGAAGAAGAUGACCAGUCGGAGAAGAAGUACAGGAAAUGUGAGAAGGCUGGCUGCCCGGCAACUUAUCCAGUCUGCUUUGCCAGUGCAUCAGAAAGAUGUGCAAAGAAUGGCUACACGUCAAGAUGGUACCACCUUUCCUGUGGCGAGCAUUUCUGCAAUGAAUGUUUUGACCAUUACUAUAGAAGUCAUAAAGACGGCUAUGAGAAGUACACAUCCUGGAAGAGGCUGUGGACGGGCAACGGCAAGACUGAGCCCAGCCUCAAAGCUUUCAUGGCCGACCAGCAACUUCCCUAUUGGGUCCAGUGCACCAAGGCAGACUGUGGGAAGUGGAGGCAGUUGACUAAGGAGAUCCAGCUCACCCCAUCACUGGUCUCCACCUACCGCUGUGGACUCAAGGUCAACAAUGUCAAGACAGAAGGACCUGACCAAUGCUCCCUUCCAGAGGACUCGAGGGUGGCGGGCGUGAGUGGCAGUUGGUGGAACUCCAUGUUGAUAGUGCCACCACUGCUGAAGGACAGCCUGGCCAACCCGUUCCUGGUGGCAUACUACCCCGACUGCGUGGGCAUGAGUCCCUCCGCGUCGUCUAGCAACAUUGCACACAGCGACCGGAGGACUGACGCACACAGACGGGUCGUCCAGCCUCAGAUUCCAGGCCUGUGUCCGUAUUUCCAGCCGUUCUACCAGCCUAACGAGUGUGGCAAGGCUCUGUGCGUGAGGCCAGACAUGAUGGAACUGGACGAGCUGUACGAGUUUCCAGAAUUUUCCCGUGACCCCACCAUGUACCUGGCCCUGAGGAACCUCAUCCUGGCCACGUGGCAUCGAGAGUGCAAGGAGGUCCUGACGCCACAGAAGUGUGUCCCCUACGUGAUCGUGCGAGGGCUGGUGCGCGUGCGCUGCGUGCAGGAGCUGGACCGGGUUCUCCACUUCAUGACCCGCAAGGGCCUCAUCAACACCGGAGCCCUGCUAGUAAAACAGCCCACCCUGCCCGAACAGUACCACCACAAGAAGACCGUGCUGGUGAUUGGUGCAGGAGCAUCAGGACUGGCCGCCGCUCGACAGCUGCAGAACUUUGGCAUGCAGGUGGUGGUGCUGGAGGCCAGGGAUCGCAUCGGAGGGCGCGUGUGGGACGACAAGACACUAGGGGUCACUGUUGGACGCGGAGCUCAGAUAGUCAACGGCUGCGUCAACAACCCCAUUGCCCUCAUGUGCGAACAGCUGGGCAUUAAGAUGCAUAAGUUGGGGGAACGCUGCGAGCUGCUGCAAGAGGGGGGCGGGGCCACGGACCCGGACAUCGACAAGCGCAUGGACUUCCACUUCAACAACAUCCUGGACGUGGUGUCAGAGUGGAGGAAGGACAAGUCCCAACACCAAGACGCCCCUCUCGGAGAGAAGAUCCAGGAGGAGUAUAAGGGCUUCCUGCAGGAGUCUGGUUUCCACUUCAGCCAGCUGGAGGAGAAGGUGCUGCAGUUCCACCUCAGCAACCUGGAGUACGCCUGUGGCAGCACCCUGGACCAGGUGUCUGCGCGCUCGUGGGACCAUAACGAGUUCUUCGCCCAGUUCUCAGGGGACCACACGCUGCUGUCUGACGGCUACUCUUCUGUCCUCCACAAGCUGGCCGAGGGCCUGGACAUCCACCUCAACUCACCGGUCCAGAUGGUCGACUACUCAGGAGACAGUGUAAAAGUCACCACUACUGCUGGGUCUCAGUGGACCGCUCACAAGGUGCUGGUGACUGCUCCCCUGGCUCUCCUCCAGAGGGGGGUGAUCCAGUUCUGCCCUGCGCUGCCAGAGAGGAAGCUGAAGGCCAUCCACAGCCUGGGGGCCGGCGUCAUAGAGAAGAUUGGUCUGCAGUUCCCAUACAGGUUUUGGGAUCGGAAGGUACAAGGCGCUGACUACUUUGGCCAUGUGCCUCCAUCGCCUGAGAGCAGGGGGAUGUUUAGCGUCUUCUACGACAUGGACCCAAAGGGUAAACAGAGUGUGCUGAUGUCCGUGAUUACUGGAGAGGCUCUGGCCACCGUGCGAGACCUGGAGGACAAAGAGGUGGCCGACAUGUGCCUGAGAGUCCUCCGACAGCUGUUCCCAGAUCAGGAGGUCCCAGACUACCAGAAGUUCUUUGUUACACACUGGAGUAAGGACGCUUGGGCUCAGAUGUCAUACAGCUUUGUGAAGACGGGGGGCAGUGGCGAGGCCUACGAUGUCAUAGCGGAGGAUAUCCAGGGCAAGGUGUUCUUUGCCGGAGAGGCCACCAACAGGCACUUCCCCCAGACGGUGACGGGGGCCUACCUCAGCGGCGUCCGAGAGGCCAGCAAGAUCACAGCACUCUGACCAUCAGGGAUUUUUGCUCACUAGUGACACACGCUAAACAACCUCAAUCGUAAAGAGAUACAUGAUUUUUCGAAGUAACCUCAUUUAAAACCUCCCCUUGAGUUAAUUGAUUGAGUUUCACCUUUCAUCAGUUCUUCGAGCCAUUCUUUUAGUCUGGUGAUUUUAAUCCUAGUCCCAAAAUAGAAGUUAUCAUUGAAGAUU
Molecule: messenger RNA, 2904 nt
Organism: Engraulis encrasicolus (European anchovy)
Lineage: Eukaryota; Metazoa; Chordata; Actinopteri; Clupeiformes; Engraulidae
Product: lysine-specific histone demethylase 2
Exons: 21
Coding region: 163-2703 (846 amino acids)
Biological process (GO): positive regulation of transcription by RNA polymerase II; negative regulation of transcription by RNA polymerase II
Molecular function (GO): oxidoreductase activity; transcription factor binding; flavin adenine dinucleotide binding
Source: RefSeq, a predicted model, not a curated record